CGAUCGAGUAUCUGUAAGAUCGAGUAUCUGUAAGGUACAACGGGCAACCGACGCGGAUGGAGCUCUGCGCGCGUCCUCCGAUCUUUGAGGCAACUGAAAUUCUAAUUUUUUGCGAAAUUAGCUAAUGUUUGGUGAGGCAUCGGCCUGCCAAGUGGGUGGCUUUGGCGUCGCGAGUGUUUUUUUUUCACCAAAGUCCAUAGAAGCCCUGUCAUAGAUUUCAAAUUCCUUAAGUCUUUGGAUGGCAAAAAAAAAAAUUCGUGCAAAAAAAAGGAAUACAAACAGGCAUCCCAUAAAGGGCAGGCUGGAAAACUUGAGCCAAUAAAAGAUACACAUAACAGAUAAAAGAUCUCAGUUGUGUAGAGUGCGGAGUUGUAAAACAAACAAAUAAAACUGCAUAGUGUGAAAAAUAAUUUGUGCUGUUCAAACAAUUAGCCGCAAAACAAACGCCGCUGUUUGCGAACGCGAAUGUAUCUGGUGGAUGCAUCUGUGUGCGCAAGUGUGUAUCCCUGGAAUGCGGCAGUUGCGCACGCGCAAAUAUUUGUGAUUUGAUUUGAAUGGAGAAUGAAAUAGGAAAGUGGAGAAACCAAAAAGAGGCGACCAAUUUGGAAUAGACCCCAGCAUUUGAGAGAUUUUUGCAAAAUUGACUUGACAUUAUGGCGGUGAGGUCGUAGGCACCGCGAAAUUAAGGCAACUGCUCGGUGUUCGGAGGGGGAUGACAAAGAAAAACCGAAACCACACAAGGCAAACAAGGAACCGACUCAAAAAUGUCCGGCAAUCAACAGCAGCAACUACAACUACAACUACAGCAGAAGUCAUUAACUAACACAGCAACAUCAGCAACAGCAACAGCAGCAACUACAAACGGAGCAACAGGCACUUUAAACAAUAAUUUGAUAAAAAUAAACAGUGUUGACAAAAUAAUAGGCAAAGCCCAAACAGCGACGCAGGCAAUUAACAAACAUCAGCAGCAGCAGCAGCAACACCAACAGCAACAUCAGCGACGCUCCUUGCUGCCAGCAACCUCAGCGGCAGCAACAUCGACGCACCAGCAACACUCAACGCAACAACAAAGCGGAACGUCAGCAGCGCUGUCGCCAGGCGGCCAAAAGCAGCAGCAGCAGCAAUCACACCAAUUGCAGACUGUGGCCACAAUACAUCAGCAACACUCAACCCAGCAGCAACAGCAGCAGCAGCAUCAUCAUCAGACAUUGACUUCUCGGUUGCCUAUUCAACAGCAAUCUAGCAAGGAAUUGCCCAAUCUUUCUGCCCAGCAGCAACACCAGCCUGGCAACCAGCAGCAGCAACCGAUACAGCGUCGCAGCUUCUACCAGUUGCAACAGCAACAUCAGCAACACCAACAACAGCAGCAACAUCAGCAGCAAUCUCUGCGCAGUCCACAGCUCAAGGUACCGGCACCAGCCCACUCUAUACCGCCGAGAUACCAGCCACCCCCUCAGCCAAGCAACGGGAUUCUCAAGCCGCACUUGCCACUUAAAUAUCCGCCGGAUAUCCCCCAGCUAUCGAGCAUUUACAUACCCGAUUCGAUCAAACAGCAACAGCAGCAACACUCGCGUUACCUGCCACACCAGUCGACGGGGAAGGGCGGAGCGGCACAGGAUAUGCUGAAGUUUGUGCGGAAGCCCGAUCAGGAGCACCCAUCGCCCAAUGCCUCGGUCACGUCCAGCGGCACGGGAAUUCCCACGGCCAAUGGCGGAGGUCGUUUGACGGCCGAGCAGAACCGCCAGCUCCAGUCGCUGGUGAACGAGCUGCGGGCCCUGAAGGAACAGAACCAGCGUCUGCUGGACGACAACCAAGAGCUGAGGGACCUCUGCUGUUUUUUGGAUGACGACCGGCAGAAGGGGCGCAAGCUGGCCCGGGAGUGGCAAAGAUUCGGUCGCUACACCGCCAGCGUCAUGCGCCAGGAAGUGGCUGCCUACCAGAACAAACUACGUCAACUGGAUGAUAAGCAGCAGGAGCUAAUCACCGACAACCUGGAGCUGAAGGAGCUCUGCCUCUACUUGGAUGAGGAGCGUGCUCAUGUGGCGGCCAACGCGCUGUGCGCCGGAUGCGGAGCAGCCACUCGAAACGCCCUGAGAGACGAUGGCGACGGUUCCAGCUCCAGCACCAAUGCCGAUGAGACCAUCACUGCGCUGAGAAACUACGCCGAACAGCGCCAGCUUCCACAGGAUCUACGUCAUGCCCACUCGCUGAACGAUCAGACGCUUCAGUAUGUGCGAUCGCUGGAACGGCGCAUCCAGCAGCUGGAGGAGGAGCGAACCACACCCACGGGACAUCAGCAGCAGACGACGACCACGCCGCAGCCAAGGACCACCCCCACGCCCACGCCCACAUCCGCAUCAGCCGUGGCAGCAGCAGUAGCAGCCGCAGCAGCCGCGGCAGCAGCCACCAAAUCAGCGCCCUCGCCCCACCUCGCCAACCAACAGCAACAACAACCAACGGCACAGCAGCAACAGGACAUUGUGGCCGCAGCAGCGGCGGCUGCUGCUGCGAUCCAAUUGCCGGAACCGAUAGCUGGUCGCCCCGAGGCCGUGGUCCGUGCUCUCCAGGUUCUGGAGGUGCGGGAGCAGCUCGAGCGCGAUCGACUGGGCAACCUGGCCGGGAGCGCCAUCGACCAGAUGGACGACGGCGAGAAGGCGCUGGUGCGGGAGAUGUGCAACGUUGUGUGGCGCAAGCUGGAGGGCAGUCCACACGGCCCCCCGGCCCUGGAGCCACUCUAAGCCGACCCAGCAACCGAAAGACACCCUUAAGGGCUAACCCUAGACUCUAUGUUUAAUGCUAACUUAUGCCGUAAUAUUUAACCCUAAACAUUGUACAAAGUUCAAACCACAACCUAAGCUAAGCCACCACAAAAGCGAAAGAAUACUCAAAAGAUAUAUUGGAAUUUAUCCACCAACUGAUCUGAUAUUAACCAUGUAUAUUAACUAUAAACAUAGCUUACUAAAUGUCUGUAAAUUGUAUUAAAAACUAUAUAUUUUUGGCUUUAGUUUCCGAUAUUUGAGUUCGGCAUCCAAAUUGAGUUUUAACUGGUUUUAAAGCUCAAAGAUUUGGAUGCGAAUCGAUCGAUUUCUCUGUUCGAUGACUUUACAAAAUCAAAUAAUCAAUGGCAUUGUUGCUUAUUUUCGAUUUUGGACAAUAUUUGAUUGGAUCACUCUAUUUAAUUAGUUUGUAACACAGCUGACCAGUUGGUGGAGAAUGCUCAUAAUUAUUUUUGUACUUAUUGAAAUCUUUGACUGUUAUUUUUGAUUGCCAAGAGACAGGAGGUGUAUUCUAUCUUUGACGAAAAAUUUGCUAACUCAAAAUAUAAUGCAACAAAUAUUUCCAAA
Messenger RNA from Drosophila bipectinata, 3344 nucleotides. It is a transcript of the gene Ccdc85, whose product is annotated as coiled-coil domain-containing protein 85. NCBI's taxonomy places the organism in Eukaryota, Metazoa, Arthropoda, Insecta, Diptera, Drosophilidae. The record is from RefSeq and is a predicted model, not a curated record.